Exophiala aquamarina CBS 119918 is the source of this 1680-nucleotide messenger RNA. Its product is annotated as arylsulfatase. Gene Ontology annotation, molecular function: arylsulfatase activity; glycosaminoglycan binding; N-acetylglucosamine-6-sulfatase activity. The transcript is spliced from 6 exons. Gene Ontology annotation, biological process: phenol-containing compound metabolic process. NCBI's taxonomy places the organism in Eukaryota, Fungi, Ascomycota, Eurotiomycetes, Chaetothyriales, Herpotrichiellaceae. Bases 1 to 1680 code for a protein of 559 amino acids. The record is from RefSeq and is a predicted model, not a curated record.
AUGUUCUCUCUACCUAGGAGCAUAGCUCAACCGACUGGUACACCAGCUAAACGGCCCAAUUUCGUCUUUAUCAUUACGGAUGAUCAAGAUCUUCACCUCAAUUCGAUCGACUAUAUGCCAAAGCUAAAUCAAUAUAUCGGAGCCGAGGGGACUUUCUUCAAAAAGCAUUUCUGCACAAUUGCUAUCUGCUGCCCAUCACGUGUUAGCCUGCUCACUGGGAGAAUGGCUCAUAACACCAACGUUACUGACGUCAAUCCACCCUAUGGCGGGUACUCUAAAUUCAUCUCUCAAGAUCUAAACGACAAGUAUCUCCCCGUAUGGCUACAGGAGGGGGGUUAUAAUACAUUCUAUACUGGAAAGCUCUUUAACGGCCACAAUAUCACCAACUACAACAGUCCAUAUCCUGGUGGUUGGACCGGACAUGAUUUCUUGCUUGAGCCUGGCACCUACCGCUACUGGAAUGCUACAUUGGGACACGAUGAGGAUCCCCCUAUGUCCUAUCCUGGAGAAUACAACACAGACCUCGUCACAGAGAGGGCUUUGACGCUUUUGGACCGGGCUAGCCAAGACGACAGACCGUUCUUCUUGGGGAUCGCUCCUAUCGCGCCUCACUUUGCCCUUUCUAACGGAACACUCGACCCGCCUGAACCUGCCUCGAGGCAUUCUCAUUUGUUCCCCGAUGCUCAGGUUCCCCGCACCAAUAAUUUCAAUCCCUCGGAGAAAAGUGGGGUUAGCUGGGUAUCAACAUUACCACAGCAGAAUGGCUCACAGGUCCAAUACAACGACGAAUUUUAUCGGCUGCGACUUCAAGCUCUGCAGGCUGUGGACGAAAUGAUCGAGAGUGUGGUGAACAAGUUGGAUUCAUACGGCAUCUUGGACAACACGUAUAUCAUCUACACAUCAGACAACGGUUUUCAUAUCGGACAACAUCGACUGCCACCUGGGAAGACAUGUGCUUUCGAAGAGGACAUCAACGUCCCUUUCUAUAUCAGAGGUCCAGGCAUCGCUAAAGGCGAAGUCACCGAUAGUGUCACAUCACAUACUGACAUUGCUCCAACUUUAUUCCAAUUGGCCGGAAUCAGGCUGCGGGACGAAUUCGAUGGGAGUCCGAUGCCCAUUCAAAUCUCGGAAGCCGAGACGCAGCCACACGCUAGCGAACACGUUGCUGUAGAGUAUUGGGGACUGGGAGUCGGCGAGGGUAAAUAUGCUGCUGCUGCUGUCAAUGGACUCGCCCAGCCAAAUAACACGUACAAAGCAAUCCGAGUUAUUGGCACCGAUUAUAACAUCUUCUACUCUGUAUGGUGUACCAAUGAACACGAACUUUACAAUAUGACGGUUGAUCCCGGACAAAUGGUGAAUCUUGCAACGGACGCUUCCAAUUCGGCCGGCAUGAUCAUUGGUCGUGAAGUUGAAGACGUACAAGAGCGUCUCGACGCUCUCCUUUUUGUCCUCAAGACUUGUAAGGCAGACCAGUGCCGCUUCCCAUGGGAACAGCUUCAUCCGAGCUGGCAUGGAUCCAGUCGCAUGACGUUGCGCAAUGCACUCGAUCCACAGUACGACGAAUUCUAUAGUGCACUUCCUAAGGUCGAGUUCACUGAAUGUAUGAUGGGGCAGAUCCUAGAGGCAGAGGGCCCGCAAUGGGUCGGAGAAAUGGGUCACUACUGGCCAGCCUGGACAUAG